CAUCUGCAUAACUUCACCGUCCCCGAAUGUUACCCGAAUUUCGCGGGCUACAAUCACCUUCUCCUUCAAAAUUUCCGCGCCAUUCCUUCUCCUCUUCAUCUCCAAAUCGAGUUGGGAAGAGUCUUACGAAGAAGGUGUGCAUCGAGCUCCUCCGAUGGUGCAACAACACGAACCAACUCAAGCAAAUCCACGCCCAAACACUCGUCGCCUCGCUCCACCGAAGCCGAGAGGUGUUCGACAAACUAAUAGGCUCCUGUGCGCACCCAGAACACGGCGACGUGAACUACGCCGACGUGUUGUUUCACAGUGAAGAGGACCCGUCGCUUUUCGUCUACAACGUAAUGAUCAAAGCGUUCGUUAAAAAUGGUAUUUUUAAGCGAACCGUGGAUUUGUACUCGAGAAUGAGGGAGAAGGGCUUGUUUCCGGAUAAUUUUACGUACCCAUUUGUUCUGAAGUCGAUGGGAAUCCUCCGAAUGGGGUUGGAGGGGAGAAAAACUCACUCGCUCGUGGUUAAAACCGGGUUCGAGUUCGAUCCCUUCACGAGGAACGCCCUUUUGGAUAUGUAUGCGGAGAUGGGUCGCAUCGAGAUUGCGCGGUAUCUGUUCGACGAAACGCCUCAGAGAGACGUGGUACUGUGGAACGCCAUGAUCGCGAGCUACGUGAAGUGCGAGAGAUUCGAGGAGGCGAUUAGGGUUUACAGGAGCAUGGAACAAGAGGGUUUGACAGCUGAUGAGGCUACAUUGGUUAGCACACUCUCGGCUUGCGCCCAAAUGGGGAAUUUGGAUCUAGGUAAGAGCAUUCAUAGAUGUAUGAAUACUGGAAUCCAUUUUAGUCUCCCUCUUGGGAAUGCUUUGUUGGACAUGUAUGUGAAAUGCGGAUGCUUGGUUAAUGCACGUAAGUUGUUCAACGAAAUGCCGAUAAGAAAUGUGGCUUCUUGGACUACCAUGGUCACGGGAUAUGCGAAUUCUGGUCAGUUGGAUGAAGCAAGGUGGCUCUUCGACCUGAGCCCGGCGAAAGAUGUGAUUCUUUGGACCGUGAUGAUCAAUGGGUACGUGCGGUGUUGUAGAUUCAAAGACGCUAUGGCUUUGUUUAGGGACAUGCAGUUGAAUCGAAUUAAGCCCGAUAAGUUUACAGUGGUGGCUCUCCUCACCUGUUGUGCUAGCCUGGGAGCUUUAGAACAAGGCAAAUGGAUUCAUGGGCACAUUGAGGAUACAAAGAUGAAGAUUGAUGCUAUUCUUGGCACGGCAUUAAUCGAAAUGUAUGCGAAAUGUGGUUGUAUAGAGAAAUCCUUGAAAAUUUUUAGAAGGAUUGAAGGAAAGGACGCGACGGCAUGGACUUCAAUCAUCUGCGGUUUAGCCACCAAUGGCCAAACGUAUGAAGCUCUUGCUUUGUUUGCGGAGAUGGAAAGAGUAAAAGCUAAACCUGAUGAUAUCACACUUAUCGGCGUAUUAAGUGCUUGUAAUCAUGGAGGAUUGGUAGAUGAAGGGUGUAAGUAUUUCCAUGCAAUGAAGGAAGUGUAUCAAAUAGAGCCCAAAGUCGAACAUUACAGUUGUUUGGUUGAUCUACUCGGGCGUGCCGGUCUUCUAGACAAGGCAGAGAAGUUGCUCGACGAAAUGCCAAAGGGAAUGAACAGUAAAGAUGCAGUUCCGUUGUGGGGAGCUUUACUUGGGGCUUGUAGGCUUCAUGGCGACGUUCAGAUGGGUGCGCGGCUGGCUAAACGAGCUAUUGAAGUAGAAAAUGAGAAUGUGGGAAUGCACACACUUCUUGCUAAUAUAUAUGCGGUGGCGAAUAGAUGGGAGGAUGCCAUGAAAGUGAGGAAACAGAUGAAAGAUCUAGGAGCUAAGAAGACCCCUGGGUGUACUUUGAUCGGGGUGCAGUUCGAUCAGAUUGAACAGCCGGAGAGAAGUUUGAAGAGACAACAUAUCCUAUGUAAACUUUGCUAAGCCUUUCUGGAUAUACAACAGUAAUUCUUGCUUUCUCAGAUUUCAUGUUCAUUUAUGCUGUCAUGUAAAAGUUUCUGCAUCUCUCAAAUGUUAGACAGUAAACUGAAGAACACAAACAUAUCUUUUAUUUAGUCUGUUCAAAGUUUUUGUGCGUCA
Ananas comosus (pineapple) is the source of this 2099-nucleotide messenger RNA. RefSeq names its product pentatricopeptide repeat-containing protein At1g31430. Gene Ontology annotation, biological process: RNA modification. Bases 27 to 1943 code for a protein of 638 amino acids. The record is from RefSeq and is a predicted model, not a curated record. The transcript has 2 exons. Gene Ontology annotation, molecular function: protein binding; RNA binding. NCBI's taxonomy places the organism in Eukaryota, Viridiplantae, Streptophyta, Magnoliopsida, Poales, Bromeliaceae.